CCUCCGUACUGUGUCCACGCAGUGUAACAGGCUGCAGCCGGUAACAUGGGAGUCUACUGGAGCCAUAGCACCUGAUAUUACCAGGUUCAAAUGUCCUACAAUCCAGGACAAACCAGAGUUGAAAAAAUUCCAAGACAGUAGAGUCUUAGGUUUGGCAAACCCAUGCACCUGAAUGAUAUCAUGGCAAGCCCGCACGAGCCCCUGAAUUGGUCGUCUUCUCCCAACCUCAUUGUUGAUACCAUUCAGGAAGAUAAAGACUACCGAGUGGAUUAUGGCGACUGUACCACUAUUGGCCAUCAUGAGAUUAAAGAGACCCCAGAUAAGUGUGAUUUCCUGGAUAAUACCAACAGCCCAGUUAAUGCCACUGUCCUGAACUCUAUCAGUGAAGACUCUAGAGACCAGUUUGAGAAUAGCGUGCUUCAGUUGAGAGAUCAAGAUGAACCUGAAAAUACAGCACCUCAGGGUUCCAGUCACUCUGGAGAUGGAGGCAACAACAGUGCAAAUGAGGACAUUAGAAUACAUUUCAGCCGUUCUAGGAGUGGGAGUGGGAAUGGUGGUUUCUUAGAGGGGCUUUUUGGCUGUUUGCGACCUGUAUGGAAUAUCAUAGGAAAGGCUUAUUCUACGGAUUACAAACUUCAGCAGCAAGACACAUGGGAAGUCCCCUUUGAAGAGAUUUCUGAGUUGCAGUGGCUGGGAAGUGGGGCACAAGGAGCUGUGUUCCUUGGCAAGUUUCGAGGGGAGGAAGUAGCUAUCAAAAAAGUGAGGGAACAGAAAGAAACUGACAUCAAGCACCUUCGAAAGUUAAAGCACCCCAACAUCAUUGCUUUUAAAGGUGUGUGUACACAGGCACCCUGUUACUGCAUUCUCAUGGAAUACUGUGCCCAAGGGCAGCUUUAUGAGGUACUCAGGGCAGGGCGCAAAGUCACCCCUAAACUGCUGGUGGAAUGGUCGACUGGCAUUGCUAGUGGCAUGAACUACCUCCACCUGCACAAAAUCAUCCACCGAGACCUUAAAUCACCCAAUGUCCUAGUCACCCACGCAGACACUGUGAAAAUCUCUGACUUCGGCACUUCUAAGGAGCUCAGUGACAAAAGUACCAAAAUGUCAUUUGCUGGCACUGUGGCCUGGAUGGCCCCUGAAGUCAUCCGCAAUGAACCUGUUUCUGAAAAAGUGGACAUCUGGUCUUUUGGGGUCUUACUGUGGGAGCUACUGACUGGAGAAAUCCCCUACAAAGAUGUCGAUUCCUCUGCUAUUAUCUGGGGAGUGGGAAGCAAUAGUCUUCAUCUUCCUGUACCUUCUACUUGCCCAGAUGGCUUUAAAAUUCUCAUGAAGCAGACUUGGCAGAGUAAACCACGCAACCGGCCAUCUUUCAGGCAAAUUCUUAUGCACUUAGAUAUUGCCGCUGCUGAUGUCUUGGGGACCCCUCAGGAGACGUAUUUCAAAUCCCAGGCUGAGUGGAGAGAAGAAGUGAAGAAGCAUUUUGAGAAGAUCAAGAGUGAAGGAACCUGCAUUCAUCGCCUUGAUGAAGAAUUAAUCAGAAGGCGCAGAGAGGAGCUCAGGCAUGCACUAGAUAUCCGUGAACAUUAUGAGCGCAAACUGGAGAGAGCCAACAACCUUUACAUGGAGCUGAGUUCUAUCAUGCUGCAGCUAGAAGUGCGAGAAAAGGAACUCACCAGGCGGGAGCAAACUGUAGAGAAGAAAUACCCAGGGACUUACAAAAGACAUCCUGUCCGGCCCAUUGUUCAUCCCAACUCUUUUGAGAAGCUUAUCAAAAAGAAAGGUCCUCCCUCAAGGGUGCCAUCUCAAUCAAAACGGCCUGACCUUCUAAAAUCUGAUGGCAUUGUUAAUGCAGAAGGGAGUGCUGCCAGUGCAUCCCCCAUUUCUGGGAGUCCAAAAACAUCUUCAGGAGGGGGAAAGGGCCGCUACCGAAGCAAACCACGUCACCGUCGAGGUAACAGCAAAGGCAGCCAUGCUGAUUUUGUUGGUGUGCUGAAAUACCAGGAAUCUCCAGCACCUUCCCAACAGUCCUCUCAGCACCAGACUCCAGCUUCCCCUCCAGUCACUCCAUGUAGCCCUUACCAUGAAACUUCACAAGUAAUGCCAACUCGCCACCAAACUCUAAAUGUUCAUGGGCAGAACAUUGCUAACUGCGCUAACAACCUACGUUACUUUGGUCCAGCAGCUGCACUAAGGAGUCCUCUAAGCAGCCAUGCUCACAGGCGUAUGUCUGGUUUCAGCCCAGACCUUCUCUCUAGCACACUCGAGGCUGAUAGUCGCAUCCAGCCUGAAAGGGAAUAUGAAUACUGUGAGCAGCAUCCUUACAACCCCAGCCAAGGAUGUACUGAGACUUCUGUUCAGCAUGAUAUUGACACAGAGAAUUUGAACAAUACAAAUGUUGUGACUGCUGAGUACAGAACAUCAGAUGGAGACCUUCCCGACUCUCCAAGACACAACUUAGUACAGGAGGACUAUGAGAAACUGGAAACUGGAGGAGAACAAUUUAGUAGUCUCAAGGCUGCAGUUGGUGUUAGUGCUUUGACUGUUCCCACCCCUCCAGCACUACCGCGUAGGAUACAUACUCUGCGAAAGAAUGGGGAUGACUCAUCCGAAGGAGAAGAAGGGGAGGUGGACAGUGAGGUGGAAUUCCCCAGGAGACAUAGACCUCCUCGAGGCAUGAGUACCUGCCAGUCAUAUUCUACAUUCAGUUCUGAAAAUUUCUCUGUGUCUGAUGGGGAGGAAGGAAACACCAGUGACCACUCUAACAGCCCUGAUGAUGUGGCUUGUGGCAACAAGGUCUGGCAGGUUGACAAGUUGGAUGAUCUGUUGUCCCAGACUCCAGAGAUUCCCAUUGAGAUCUCCAUGCAGUCAGAUGGGCUGUCAGAUAAGGAGUGUGCAGUGAGACGUGUCAAGACUCAGAUGUCUCUUGGGAAACUGUGCCCUGAGGAGCACAACUAUGAGAAUGCAGAGUCAGACUGUGACUCUUCUGAAGGAGAAUGCUCUGACGCAACCGUACGAACCAACAAUCCAGUAAAUUCCUCCACCUGGUGAGAAGCCUACAGUCAUGGAACAGUAUUCAAUUUUCCCGUUAUCCUCCUUAUCCAGGUCUCUUCUCAUGGUGUUCACCAGGAUUAAGCAUUUGCCCUAUAUCUUCUUUUGUAACCCUUUCUUUUAGCCCUCCCACUGCUGGAUGAGGGACAGCAAGGCUUUGCAAGGCAAUACAUUGUUGGUCCUCCAUCCUCUGGCAGGAAUACGGCUAACAAUAUCUGCAAUAACGGGGGCCCAAAGACUUGUGGGAAACUUCCCCCAAAAUUAACUAGCUUCAGAGGAAGCAUUUCAAAAAAUGGCAGGGAUAAAUAUUUUCAUGAAAUAUAAAAAUACUGUAAAAUUACAUAUUUAUUCUUUUGAGUUUGGACCCUUUGUAAUGUCAGGAAGAUGAAAUAGUAAAUAGAAUAAACUAGAUUAAAGCACCACAUAAAAACAAAUCUUAGAGGAAACAAAGGAAAAGACAGCUGACUGGUAAAUACAUUCUUGUUAGACUUGCUGCUGUUUUUUUGGACCAAAUUCUGGUUUUUUUUUACAAUUGUAACCUAGUUUCAAUAAUAGGAUUUAUUAUUUCUCUUUGCGAAGUCAGAGAUGAGAAAUAGAACAAAGUUUUGAACAUGGGAUGAUAGUGGCUGAAGAACAUGACCACUUCCUGUUUUUCCAUGGACAGAAGUUCUCCACAAACUGGCACACAGGAGGAUCAAAAAUGCAGAGAGACAAGCAAGGAAGAUCAGAUAUUUACAUAUUAUUCUGGCCUCAACAAUCACUUUUAAUGCCAGAGGCCUCUGCAUUAUAUUCAGCACCUUUUAAGAAUCUAUAUUUGCAUUUCAAGCCCAAUGUUGGGAAACCCCAUGUUAAACUGAAUGGAAAGAAAUACAUUUCACACCGCUUCCUAACAUCCAAAGGCAGUUGGCAGAGACCGAGAACAUAUCUCUUGUGCCCAGCCCAGCAGGAGGAUAACAGUAAAUCGACUAUUGGCCGAUGGUUUUUGGGCAAACUUAUAGUUUGCAGACUCCAGACACCAGUACUUGGAAAUGUCCUGUGUAUUGCAUUCAUUUUCUUUUUCUCAUGGACACCCAACUGCAUUUUGAGAAAGUCAAGAGGUGACUGACGUUUGCACUCAAGAGCGAUCACAUACAUCCCAGGUAGAGAAUGGACUGGUAUUGACAAAACUGUCAUAAAGCACAUGAUGUGAAGGAACAUCACCAACACUAAUGUGAAAAGGCACUAUUAUUUUAUUCUAGAGCAGGGGUCCUCAACCUUUUUCACCCGUGAGCAACAUUCAGAUGUAAAAAGAGUUGGGGAGCAACACAAGCAUAAGUUC
Molecule: messenger RNA, 4366 nt
Organism: Xenopus laevis (African clawed frog)
Lineage: Eukaryota; Metazoa; Chordata; Amphibia; Anura; Pipidae
Gene: map3k13.S
Product: mitogen-activated protein kinase kinase kinase 13 S homeolog
Exons: 13
Coding region: 163-3048 (961 amino acids)
Biological process (GO): JNK cascade; intracellular signal transduction
Cellular component (GO): membrane; cytoplasm
Molecular function (GO): ATP binding; protein serine kinase activity; protein kinase activity
Source: RefSeq, a predicted model, not a curated record